CACUUCCUUGUUAGAUCUAAUCGACCAUAUCGAAGUCGUCCAUAUCGAAAAAGACCCCAGAGUUCUCGAGAAACAAGAGGCUGCUCAGCCGACGGCGCUACCUCUAUCGUACAUCAACUGCUUCUUCACCGAUGCAGCACGCAAUGCCAAACAGAAAGACCCUGUUUUGACUGCUACAGAACCAGUCACGCCAAGCCCAGACCACAAUGUAAUAAAAAAGAAGAGAACAACCCCUCCUAAAAUACCUAUUCCGACACUGAAUACACCAGAUACGCUUGACGGGGGAGAGGAAGAUGGCAAUUUGAGUGACAAUAGCGACGAUUCUUGGACUUCUGAUAGUUUUGCCAGCGACCUGGUAUUGAACGCCGUGGCAACAGAUGAUGGCGAAGGGAAACGAUAUAUUUGUCCAGUUCCUGGGUGCGGAAAACGAUACAAGAAUGUUAACGGAAUAAAAUACCAUGCCAAGUAUGGCCACAGGAAAGACUCGAGCCGACCAAAGCUGAAAGCUCAUAAAUGCCAUUGUGGGAAAAGCUACAAAAGCCCAAGUGGCCUUCGACACCACAUACUAACGCAACAUCCGACCGGGCCAAAGCAUUCUUUACCACAGGAACUUGAAAAUAUGGCGUGAAAACAAGGAAGUUGUUUUGAAAGAUUGUGGAGUCGAAAGUUGGGGUAACUUAAUUUCGUGUACAUUUCUUUUCCCAAAGGGGCUCUCUGUAGUCUUCAAGACACGAACCAGCUGUUGCCUAAAUGGGUUACCAUCCGUUUAUUUCUCUUAUGUAGACUGAGAAUUAUGUUUCUUCGGCUUUUGAGUUUUAUAGAUGGGACUUCACAGCCGUACUGACUAAUUUCUCAGCAAAGAAGAACGAAACAAGCAGAAUUUAGCUUUCGAGUCAUGAUCCUUCGGGAAUAUGCGGUAGGAAAUGGGUAAUCAGAUUUCAAAUGUAUAGAUCACUUGACGCGUUGAUGACUUCCUUCGUCGCUUCUUCGGUUGCACAACGUAUUUCUCUUUUGUCUGAUCAGAAUAUUCACCAGACUCUAAAACUGAUAAACGAGAACUUGACCGUUUCUAGCGGCAUUUGCCAAACCGAUAAGGUAUUUGCUAAGUUCUUGAGUUUACGUCUGUUGUUUCUCCGUGAAAUGUACACAGUUGACACGAAACGGUUGGCGAUAACGUUCCUCUCGUUUUCGUUUCCUUUGUGAUUUAUUUCCACCAGAUUAAUUGAGUGCUUACACUGUGCAAGAUCAGUGGGAUUUCUUACUUGUUAAAGAGAGAGUUUUAUUUAUGAAAAAGUGUUAAUUAUUGUACAGUUACGACAUCGUGCCCAGAUUGUAUUUAGACUGAAACAGACACAUUUUUAAACGCGUGGUUUUAUUUCGCUUUUUUUCCUCUUGGAUGUCAUUCCAUUUAAAAAUUGUAAAUAGAUUAACUUAUGUUGUGAACACAAAGUUUUAAAAAAUGGAUCCCUAAUAUAAUAAAAUACCAAAAAAUAACUUAUUAAUUUUA
Molecule: messenger RNA, 1507 nt
Organism: Stylophora pistillata
Lineage: Eukaryota; Metazoa; Cnidaria; Anthozoa; Scleractinia; Pocilloporidae
Product: juxtaposed with another zinc finger protein 1
Cellular component (GO): nucleus
Source: RefSeq, a predicted model, not a curated record